UUGUACGUCAUUUUUUCAUUUCAUCAAGAGUAUAUGUCGCUUGUUGUGUUUAUUGAUUGAUUUGACUCGUGAAUCGUGAUAUCAUUUUAUCAUUACAUCAGUUGAAAUUAGUUCUCUGAUUCGUGUAGUUAUUCGGAGCGCUCAUAUUUAAUUUCCAAUUGCUGCUAAAUAAAUCAGCAACUAAACUUUGGAUAAUUAUUAAAGGCGACAUAAAUAAUUCUAAAGCGUUUCUAACAUUCCAAGUUUUUUAAAUAUGGAGAGUUUGUAUAGCAUAUUUGUAAUAUUCUUCUUUGUAUUUAUUUUUAAAACCUCAGAAGUAUUAACUUUCGAAGUGGAUACAUACGAUUUUUUGAUGCCUAACGUUCAUCCCCACAGGGACGAGCUCUACCUAUGUACUCCAAUCAGAAUAUCACCAAACCAGAACUUUUAUAUUGUGGGAUUUAAACCUAAUGCAACUAUGCAUACCGCUCAUCAUAUGCUUCUCUAUGGAUGCUCGGAACCUGGCUCCAACGACCCAGUAUGGAGUUGCGGUGAAAUGCAGAGCAACCAAGUGGAUAAGUUGUAUACCACAGCUAGUCCGUGCCGGUCGGGUUCUCAGAUUGUGUACGCCUGGGCACGAGACGCGCCAAGCCUGGAGCUUCCCAAAGAUGUCGGCUUUUUAAUUGGACAAGAUUCGCCAAUCAAAUACCUCGUACUUCAAGUUCAUUACAUGACCAAGUUUCCAGAAGGAAAAACUGACAAUUCAGGCGUGUUUUUAAAGUACACUCAAGAAACAAUGCCACGUCAGGCAGGCGUAAUACUUCUAGGAACAAGUGGAGUCAUCCCACCAGAUUCUGUAGAACAUAUGGAAACUGCCUGUAUCAUGAAAGAAGAGAAGGUCAUACAUCCCUUCGCUUUUAGAACUCACACGCAUGGCCUUGGCAAAAAAGUGUCAGGCUACGUAGUCCGCAAAUCAAUGCAAGGCGACAAAUGGGAGUUGAUCGGCAGUAAGGACCCGCAGUUGCCGCAAAUGUUCUAUCCAGUAGUUAACACGGACCCUAUUGGCAAGUUUGACGUACUGGCUGCUAGAUGUGUCAUGAAUAAUACUAGGCAUGAGCUGGUUAAGAUCGGGGCAACGAACAGAGAUGAAAUGUGCAACUUCUAUCUCAUGUACUGGGUGGAGAAUGACACUCCACUUAAAAUGAAGUACUGUUUCUCGUCGGGACCGCCGUAUUACUAUUGGGGCAUGGGGCCAGAGAACUUCAACCGUAUCCCCGAUCUCGACAAUACUGUAUAAAUAUAUCUUCUAUUUUGACGGAAAAUUUUGUCUCAAUUCCAUUGAUUUGCACAAUGUUAUAUUGCGUUUUUUUUUUUAAUCUCAAUUAUUACAUAUCAUAAACAAACAAACAAAAUAUAUAAGUGAAAUAUUAUAUUGCAUAAACCUAGUUUGAGCUGUAUUCGGGCGAUAUUUUGUUUUUUUAUGUACUUACAAAAAAAUACCAAUUUAAAAUUCGGACCAAAACUUUUUUUUUAAUUGCAAAAUUUUUCGUCAACUCGUGCAAUUUGACCCAGUAGGUAAGUAAGUGUUCCUAGAAUAUAUUGGAUCUGAGGUAUGAAAUGUAAUUUCAUUACCCUAUAUUUAAGUGUAAAGCAUUCCCAAAAAAUUAUAAAAAAAUAUGCUCAGUGUCAAGACCGCUUAAAAAAAAGGAAAAAAAAAUGGUCUUAAAUGCACAAAGUAUGUGUGUAAUGUUGGACCCAUAUCAAUGUACUUAAAUCUAUUUUUCCAAAGAAAUUCAGUGUAUCAAGCUUUGUAUUUUUAUCCCUACGACUCAAAUUCAAAUCAAUUCUUGUACGCAUCUUACAUCAAUUGUUUUUAUUUAUUAUUAUAAUUACUAAUUAAAAAGGUUUUACUCAGCUUGGUACACUCCUUAUAUAUAAGACAUUGGCAGCUAUAAUAUUUUUAAUACACGCCAAAUUAGUUAAAUUUGUAGAAAUAACAUUCCGAUUAAUGAAAUCAUAGUUUUAAUAAAAAUAUAUAGAUUAUUUAUAUUUACUUCCCGUACUGAGACAUCGACUUUAGCUGCGCCUUAAGUUAUGUUUAAACUAAUUUCAAUAUAAACAUUCUUAUUAAUGGUUAAUGAAUUGUGACUGUCUGUUAAAUGCAAUACUAUUGACAUUUUAUGUGUUAAUGUUUAUAUACAUUUGUAUAUUUAGCCACACAAUUUCUCUAAAUUGUAUUAUGUGUUGUUAACGACGACAAAAAAUGUAUGCACGAGUAGUUUUAAUUAUUAUAAAUUAUUAAUUUUAUACCCUUAGGAAAAUGGUCCUUCGAGCCGGAUUUUGGUUUAUUCGUGAAAAGUCUAAAUAAGUAAUAUAAUUUAGCUAAAUAGACCUAUUUAAUAAAAGUAUUUACGUUUAAAAAUAAUGAGGUAUAUUUCUAUUUAAUUACCGGCUCGAAGGACCAGUGUUUCCGAAGAGUCGAUCGAUAUUUAUAACUAAAGUUAAAUUCACACUUUAAUUCGUAUUGAAAAUGCAUUUUAUCAUAAUUUUAAUUAUAUAUUGCGAUUAUUUGCGAAAAUCACAUUCCUCUAGUCAAUACUUAAUUUAGUGUAAAGUAUUAUAUUUUCUUUAAGUAAUACUAUUUUACGAAAUUAACAUGUCUGAAAAAGACUUUUCUCAAAAUUCCUAUGUAAAACAAUAAUUUAUAAUGUUUCUAAGACUGUUGUUUUAAAGUAACAAAAUCGUUUAAAGAUUUUC
Pieris rapae (cabbage white) is the source of this 2736-nucleotide messenger RNA. RefSeq names its product peptidylglycine alpha-hydroxylating monooxygenase (gene Phm). Gene Ontology annotation, biological process: peptide metabolic process. Gene Ontology annotation, cellular component: membrane; extracellular region. Gene Ontology annotation, molecular function: oxidoreductase activity, acting on paired donors, with incorporation or reduction of molecular oxygen, reduced ascorbate as one donor, and incorporation of one atom of oxygen; copper ion binding. NCBI's taxonomy places the organism in Eukaryota, Metazoa, Arthropoda, Insecta, Lepidoptera, Pieridae. The record is from RefSeq and is a predicted model, not a curated record. The coding region runs from base 254 to 1276 and encodes 340 amino acids. The transcript has 9 exons.